CUGCAUGUGGGGAAACUUCACUGUUAGACUGAGGAGCGUCGAGACGUUGACUGUGUUUCAACUGAAGGAAACGGUUGUGUCUGUUAGCGCAUUGUCUGUGACAGAAACUGAGGCCGAAACAUUUGUUCUCCCAGUUGUGAAAUUGGUUAAAAUUGGCAAGCAACUGCAAACAUCCUCCUGACGCGCUACCGUUUGCUACCACAUCCACUGCCAAACAGCAACGGCGACACAAUGAAUGAAGCAGUUAUUGUGUGUUAUGGUUGGCCUGUUGAUAACGAUGUAUGAAAUACAAAAAAAAGACUCCCGACCACACAGCUAAACUCUGUCUCCGUCGUAGUGUCUUUUCAUAAUACCGGAAGCAUUUUUGCUGUAGCUAGUAGCUAGCUAGUCGGUUAAGAUAUUGAACCAAUGGAUACCAAAUUGUAAACAACAAUCGCAUGCGGAGCGGUUAGCCAAUGAGAGAGCUCAUCGAUGAAGAAGACUGCAACCUGAUUGCAUGUUACAGAGGGUUAAAGAUCCAGGUGUGGACUGUGACUUUGAGCUCCACGUUAAUAGUCAGUCACUGUCCUGCUCCAGCCACCUGAAGUCAACAUGGCUUCCCAAAAGUCAGACCAAGCCAUGUCUCCAAAGAUCACAGGAGAGUUGCUCAGGCAGCUUCGCCAGGUGAUGAAGAAUUGCAAAUACUUUACUGAGCCUAUACAAGCCUACAUCAUCCCUUCUGGAGACGCACACCAGAGUGAAUACAUCGCACCGUGUGACUGCAGGCGUGAAUUUAUCUGUGGAUUCAAUGGCUCUGCAGGUACAGCCAUUGUCACAGAGCAGUAUGCUGCAAUGUGGACCGAUGGGCGUUAUUUCCUCCAGGCCAGCCAGCAGAUGGACAACAACUGGACCCUGAUGAAGAUGGGACUGAAGGAGACACCUUCUCAGGAGGACUGGCUGAUCAGUGUCCUGCCAGAGAACUCCAAAGUGGGAGUGGAUCCUUGGAUUAUUGCUGCUGACCAGUGGAAAAACAUGUCCAAGGCGUUGAUUGGUGCAGGCCACUCUCUGGUGGCGGUGCAGCACAACCUGAUCGAUGCCGUGUGGCCCGACCGCCCAGCGAGACCCAGCACACAGCUCCGUACUAUGGGACUGGAAUACACCGGUAUGUCCUGGCAAGACAAGAUCACAGCACUGAGAGGCAAGAUGACGGAGAGGAAAAUCACUUGGUUCGUUGCCACGGCGCUGGACGAGAUUGCAUGGCUUUUCAACCUCCGUGGUGCAGACAUCGAGUACAACCCAGUGUUCUUUGUGUAUACGAUUGUAGGCAUGAACACAAUAAGGCUUUUCGUGGACCUAAAGCGUCUUUCCGAUCCUGCGUUAAGAGACCACCUGCAGCUGGACUCUCCCAGCAAGCCCGAGCUGAGUAUCCAGACGUUCCCGUACGAGUCGGUUUACACCGAGCUCCAGGCCAUCUGCGCCGCACUCGGCCCAAAGGACAAAGUGUGGAUCUGUGACAAGGCCAGCUGUGCUCUCACACAGGUCAUCCCCAAGACCCACAGGACUCCAAUUCCCUACACUCCACUCUGCCUCUCCAAGGCUGUUAAGAACACCACGGAGAUUCAAGGCAUGAGAAUGGCUCAUAUCAAGGAUGCAGUCGCCCUUUGUGAACUCUUCGUUUGGUUGGAAAAGGAGAUUCCAAAAGGCACCGUGACCGAGAUCUCCGCCUCUGAUAAGGCUGAGGAAUUACGCAGUCAACAGAAACAUUUCGUCGGCCUCAGUUUCCCCACCAUCUCCAGCGUCGGUCCAAAUGGAGCGAUCAUACAUUACAGACCGCUGCCUGAAACCAACAGAACGCUAACCAUGAAUGAAGUUUACCUGAUAGAUUCUGGAGCUCAAUACAUUGAUGGAACCACAGACGUCACACGCACCAUGCACUUUGGGACACCAUCUGCUUUUGAGAAGGAAUGCUUUACCUACGUACUGAAGGGACACAUAGCCGUCAGCGCUGCCGUUUUCCCCAACGGAACCAAAGGCCACCUGUUGGAUUCGUUUGCCCGGGCCGCCCUGUGGGACUCCGGGCUGGACUACCUCCACGGUACGGGUCACGGUGUGGGCUGCUUCCUCAACGUCCACGAAGGGCCCUGCGGCAUCAGCUACAAGACGUUCGCCGAUGAACCUCUGGAGGCCGGCAUGAUCGUCAGUGACGAGCCUGGCUACUAUGAAGAUGGAUCUUUUGGCAUUCGUAUUGAAAACGUGGUCCUUGUCGUACCGGCCAAGACCAAACACAACUACAGAAACAGAGGCAGCCUGACAUUUGAGCCCAUCACUCUGGUUCCUAUCCAAGUCAAGAUGAUGAACACAGAGAUGCUCACUCAGAAGGAGCGGGACUGGGUGAACGAGUACCACAGGAGUUGUCGGGAGGUGAUCGGAGCCGAGCUGGAGAGGCAGGGCAGGAAGGAAGCUCUGGAGUGGCUGAUGAGAGAGACCCAGCCGAUCGUCUGAGGCCUGACUUUUGUGCAAUCCAAUCAUUUUUGCCCUCAAGUACUGUAUGAUCAAUCGCUCUACAGUGAGAAUUGUUUGUAUUUUUCUCAUCUUUCUCUGUGUCUCACACUCGGCUUCUUUUGUAAAACACUGUGUAUCAGCCGUUUUAUUAAAGAUCAUUCAAAAUCAAA
Thunnus maccoyii (southern bluefin tuna) is the source of this 2651-nucleotide messenger RNA. RefSeq names its product X-prolyl aminopeptidase (aminopeptidase P) 1, soluble (gene xpnpep1). The record is from RefSeq and is a predicted model, not a curated record. The transcript has 21 exons. NCBI's taxonomy places the organism in Eukaryota, Metazoa, Chordata, Actinopteri, Scombriformes, Scombridae. Gene Ontology annotation, molecular function: metalloaminopeptidase activity. Bases 592 to 2481 code for a protein of 629 amino acids.